AUGCGGCAACUCUUUGUUCCGCUGUUUUUCUGCGUAAGUCUAUUUUAUGGGCUGAAUAGUACUGUAAAUUAUACUUAAUUCGAUUUCAGGCCAUAUUGGUGGAUGGGCACUUCAGAUUCAAUAAAUUACGAAGGAUUGUCAAAGAUAAUACUGUAAGUACAAAAAAGUUUUGAAACUUUGAUGAAAUUUGAGGCAAAUUUAUAACCGUCCGUGAAGAAUUCACGUGCAGAAUGUCAGGGCCAUCCAUAAGCAUUAAUCUUUGAGUAAAUCCUUUGUUUACAAUGUCAGUGUGUCAGGAAAGUAAUGAGCACAAAGUCGCUGAGCCGAACGCUACGCUGAAGUGAAAACAACUUAAUUUUCGUCACAAUUCAUUUUCUCGGCGGAAAUGCGAUUUCCGUCACGACAGAAUGCUCAUUAUUUUCCCGACAGACUGAUAUUUUCACCCAACUUUGAGCAAAAUUUUGAGUCAUACUUUUUUAUGCAAUUCUAGCAGCUGCUGAAACAAAAGCUAACGUCUCCUCGGCUCGCUGACAUCCCAUCGGAUCAAUGGUUUAUCCAGAAAUUGGAUCAUUUCAAUGAGUCAGUCACUGACACGUGGCGUCAAAGAUUUUGGGUUAACGAGGAGUUCUACGAAGCCGGAGGUCCAGAACUUUUGAAUAUCGGCGGAGAAGGGCCCGAAGAUCCCUAUGGGAUUUGCUAUACGGACUUGCCAAUCGUACAAUGGGCCAAGAAAUUGAAGGCAAGACUGUGGAAUCUGGAGCAUCGAUUUUACGGCGAGAGUCGUCCAACUCCGUAAGCAAUCAAUUUACAUUGCUUCCCGGUAGCGCUCGGACAGGUUUUGUAGUCGGGAAAAUAAUAAGCACUCUGUCGGAGACUUAGAUGAGACCAGUUAUCAUUUAGAGUUGGUUACCACAGGAAUAUAGAAGAAAAAGCCAUCAAACCGUUCGUCGCGUUUCGUAUAGGGAAACUUCAUUUCUCUGACUGUCUGCAGUCUCCGCAAACCUGUUAUCUUAUAUCAGUCUGUCGUGAAAACAAUGAGCACUCUGUCGGUUCGAAAAUCGCAUCGCCGGCGAGAAAAUGAAUUGUGUUGUGGUAAAAUCAAAUUUCUUUUUACUUAGCGAUCGGCACAGCGACAUUUCUCAUUAUCUUCCCGACAGAUUGAGACUACGAAAUAUAUAUUUAUAAUACCUCAUCAUCAUGUUGUAGCAACCAAUCCGUUGAGAACCUCAAGUACCUAACCAGUCAGCAAGCCUUGGCCGAUUUGGCCGACUUCAUUGAUGCGCAAAAUGCCAACAAAACCAUUCAAAACCCCAGAUGGGUUGUGUUUGGAGGCUCCUACCCUGGGGCGUUGGCGUUGUGGUUCAGAGAUAAGUACCCAACUCAUGCCAUUGGAGCUGUUGGGUCGUCAGCUCCCAUCGACAUCCAAAUGGACUUUUAUGGUAGGGAAAAAAGUUUUUUUGUUGGAAAUAUUACCCACUACACUGUAAACAGACACGAAAAUUUUUGUGCCAAAAUUUGCCAAAAAACGUCAUAUUUUUUUCAAACUUUCGACUAAAAAAUCUCGGUUGUUUCUGCAAAGCGCGAGCGAGGAUUCUCCCAUAUGUUUUAGAAAAACUUAUCCUAAAUUCGUGCCAAGUUUCAUCAAAAUCUGAGCAUCCCACUCCAGGUUCUUCAGCCUAAUUUUCAGGCUACCUUCGAGUCUGUCAAGACGCUUACCGCAACCAAAGUCCAAAAUGCGCGGAAAACAUUGGAAAAGCAUUUGAUCAACUCCACAGACUGAUGGACUUUGCGAAAGGCCGCUCUCGCCUUGAGGCCGCACUUCACAUCACUCCCGAACUCGAGAAACAGAACUUGACUUUUACAGACCUCCAGAAUCUGUAUGCCAAUGUUUUUGAGAUGUUUCAGGGAGCGGUUCAGUACAGCCGGGUUAAUGCGGUAAGGAAACGGGGGUUUUGGCUACUACUAGUCCGUUCCUAAAGUCGGUGGAGUAACAAAAAACAUCAAGAAAUCAAAUUUUGACCCAAAAAAUUGCAGCCUUUUGAUUUCAGGGCAGAUAUGCCACCGGUUACAGUGUCCCAGAUGUCUGUAAAAUCAUGGAAGAGCCUGUAUUCAGCCCUGUUACUCAUUUGAUCAAAGUGCACAAGUACUUAUUCGACAGCGACGUCUUCCCCGACGAUUAUCAGAGGGAUAUCGUGGACAUUUUAAAGGAUGAAGAGUUUGGUGAAGAUAGCUGUAAGUUUAAGUAAUCAAAUCUAUGGCCUAUUUGGCCUAACAAUGGAGAGAUUGAUGUGAAAUUUGCAGCUAUGAGAUCUUGGAUUUGGCAGACCUGCAACGAGUUCGGAUAUUUCCAAUCCACAGCGUUCGAAAAGAACAUUUUUGGGGUGGGAACACCGGCCGAUUACUACUACAACAUGUGCUCGGAUGUCUAUGGCAAAGAGUUCAACGUGGACUAUAUUAAAGCGGCGGUUCAAAGGACUAUCGAUCAUUACGGAAGGGCUGAGGAUUAUAAGGUAUGUAUAGCAUUUCCCAUAUAGGCAUAGAAAAAAUAUGAGAAACUCCGCGAAAAAGUGUCACAUCUCUUCCAAACAACUUUUCCAAUUGCAGGGAACAAACGUUGUGAUUCCCAACGGCUCCAUUGAUCCUUGGCACGCCCUCGGAACCUAUGUUAACGACACAGCUAAGAAUCAAUAUUCCUAUCUGAUUGAGGGCUCAGCUCAUUGUGCUGAUAUGUGCCCGCCGGGAGAGAAUGAUGUGCCCGGACUGACUCAUAUCCGAAAAGUUAUUUUGGAAAAGCUUCAGGAGUGGACCAAGGUCGAGAAUAAUAACGAUGAUGACAGUAAUAGAACGAUCAAGAAGAAGGUGGAAGCUGAGGAAAAGAAAGAAGAGAAGGCUGAGCAAAAACCUGUUGAACAUGAGCCUGGGAGAGUCUGUUUCGGCUGUGGCGGACAGAGAAAAGUGAGAAGAUUGAUUAUAUCAGUUUGUCGGGAAAAUAAUGGUCACAAUGUCGCUGCGUCAAUCGCAUCGCUGAAGUGAAAACAAUUUCAUCUUGCCGCGAUCCAAUUCAUUUCCUCGGUGGCGAUUUUCGAUGCGACAUAGUGCUCAUUAUUUUUCCGACAGACUGGUAACUCUUUACAAAGCUUUAUUGAGACCUUAGCGAUAAAGGGCGACAAGGAUGUGGCCAAAAAAUCCUUUCUUUCUCUCACUGUUUCUCCUGAUGUUACACAAUGCCUCGCUUGCAAGGAGUAUCAAAAUUCUUGUAGGCCAAGAAAAAGGGCUCAAGAAAAGGUUUCCUCAAAUUUGCAGACAUUUUGUGUGGCCUAUAUACAGGGCAAUUUGUCGGACAUUCAGAACAGAUUUACUUGUUGCGUUUGACCAGUUUUCCACCACAAAAUUUUUCAGCCCCUCAUCCGCAAUGGCGAGUUCAACCUGAUGUCUGGCAAUGAAAAGUUCCGUGGUGGGAGGUUGAUCGGACGGCCAAUGCUGCUGGGUCAGGAUGAGGACAUUUUGUUUGGGCUUGACAAGGAGACCCCGAACAUUUCCGAGUUCCAGCAGAUUUUGGACCACUUUGAAACUGAUGAAUCAAAAGUCAAGAACUUUACGCAGGUCAGUCAGGUUUCAUUUUUUGUUAGAUUUGUGGCAGAAUUCAAAUUUUUGUUCUUGAAUUAAUUUUUUUAAAAAUAUUUCAGUCUGUCGGGAAAAUAAUGAGCACCCUGUCGCAUUGAAAAUAUCGCAUCGCCGCCGAGAAAGUCAAAAUCAAACUGGUUUUCACCUCAGCGACGAUCAACGCAGCGACAUGUGCCCAUUAUUUUCCCGAAGACUGAUAAAAACUGAUUUUUACAGUCAGAGUUUUACAAUUCGUCAUCCCUUUUCAGUACUUCUACAUUAAUGAGGAGCACUACAAACCUGGAGGGCCACAAUUCCUCUUCAUUGGCGGAGAGGACCGUCUGGGUACGAAAUUUCUCUUCUCCGAGAAUAUUCCUCUCGUUCAGUAUGCGAAAGAAACGAACGCCGUCAUCUACGGGCUCGAACAUCGAUAUUACGGUGAUAGUGUGCCGGUUGAGUAAGUUUUUUGCGUCUAAAAUUACGGGUGCCAAAUAUUAGGUUUAGAAGUAUGACUUUGUCGUUUUUUGCGGCUCAUAAAUUAAACCAAAGAAAAAAACUUUACACUAAAGCUAUUUAGUUACUAUUACCACUACUAACUAUGACAUUUUCCAACAAUUUGACCAACUUUUGAACGCCAUCAGUGAAAACGUUUUUUUGUUUUGAGGCGAUUUAGUCAAGGGGCCAAUUUUUGACAUUUUUGUAUUCAGCGAAGCGUUGCCGCCUCAGAUCGGGUGCCAUGGAUGGAAACAAGUGUUAGUCUGAAAGCAUGGUGUCCGGAGAGUAUAGCGGGUGCGGGAACACCUCCCACCCCGGCGGUUCUAGGGUGUUUUCGACCGGUUUUUCAACUUGGGGUUUCACGUCAUCAUGCAGCAAAAUAAAAAAAUUUCUUUCCGACCGCUUUAAUCAUAGCUAUUCCUUCAGUUGCAUCAGUUAUUGUUGAUAACGGAUGCCAGUAACCGUUCUACCGGUUUUCAAGAGCUCUCAGUAAAUAACAUCUUGUUUAUGUCAUAUUAUACAGAGCAAAGCUUUCUCCUCGGUAAUGAUAGACAGCACGGUCGCUUGCGCUCCGGGUUGUCAAAAUCGAUUGAUUGUGCGUCCCGGAUCAUUAAAUGAAACAAAAAUGACUUUCUCCCCGUCUGCCUGUCAAAAUUUCGCAUGUUCUCCAUGUUGCGUUAGGUCAGUCCGUAUGAGACUCAAGUCUCUUCUUUUUGGAUCAUCCCCAUUUGAUGUAAACUGAGUGAAACUCCUUUCUGCGUCACGUGCAGCUUUUCGGCUAACUUUUACUGCAUCCAGCCCUCGGCUUUAACCAAUAUUCUCCAUCUACCAACUUUUUAGGUGGGUUUGGAAAUCUCCGGUUUUGAACCGUUGAAGCCAUUCCCAACUGAUUUUUUAAUCAAAGCGCGGUUAACUCAAGCUAUCAUGAGCGCUCGAUGCGUCAUCGGCGUUUUUGCUCACAUUACACGUGCAGAAUAAAGUUCCCCGCGAACGACACUUUCUUAAGGCGAAGUUGGUCAUGUUUGAAGUCUUAUAAAAGUCGUGAUAUAAAGCCUUGCCAUAUGAGACAUAUAUCAGUAGAUAGCGUUUUCAGCGUUCUUUCAGAUGCUCUAAACAAAAAUUGCGAAAUUAUAUUUCAACCUGUGAAAAACGCAAAAUAAAAAAACGACAAAGUCAUACUUCUAGACCUAAUAUGAACUGACUGAGUAUGAACUGUGGUGCUGACUGAAUAUGAAAUUUGGCAAAUUCGGUCUAUUUCAAGUACUAUAUAGUACCAAGUGCUAAGAAUGUGUUUUUGGGCUGUACUAACCAACACCAUUACCGCCUUACGGCCAAUUCUUCACUUCGUACUAAAUAGUACCAGCUGGUACUAUAUAGUACUAAGUGCUUAGAAUGCUUUUUUAAGCAGCACUAAGCACCAAACCAACAUCAUUACCAACGUAAGGCCAAAAUUUCACCUCGUACUAAAUUGUACCAGUUAUUACUAUAUAGUACCAAGUGCUAAAUGGGGUAAUAACAGUAACAGAAGCCCGGUUUUCAUUUUCAGUCAGUUCAUAUUCGGUGUUUCAUAAAACACAGUCUCGCUUCGAAAAUGAAAUAUCCUUACUCUUCUUGCCCAAAAACCAUGAUUUUAGGGACUUCUCCGUGAAGAAUCUCGUUUAUUUGACGUCCCAGCAAGCGCUUGCUGACAUAAAAUACUUCAUUGAGAGUAUUAACGUCGAGAAAAAGUACACUGACCCCAAAUGGAUUACAUUUGGCGGUAGCUAUGCGGGCGCGUUGUCGGCGUGGUUCCGACAGAAAUACCCGGAAGUUACGGUAGGAACGGUAGGGAGUUCCGGUCCGGUCGAGGCUAAAGUCGACUUUUUUGGUAGGUCCAUAGGUGUAAACUGUACGUCCUGUUGUGUCGCACGGCAACCCAAAAUAGAACAAAAAUGUCUCCCGCCCACUUUUGAAUUUCGUCCAAACGAAGUGUCAAAAUUCACAAAAGAAAUAAAAUAAUUCCGAGAAAAAUAUUUUUCGGUCGGAAAACCACACGAAAAUUCAUUUUUGACAUUUCGUUUGAAUUCAACCGAUACUAGGUGGGCGAAGCGCCGAAACGAGGCGGGAGACUCCCUGGGUUGCCGUGUGUCGUGAUGUAAAAUGUUGGAAGCGGCAAAAAAUUUAUCUUUAGAGUACGAUCAAGUUGUACAAGACGCUUUGAAAGACUGUAAAGGCAAUAUCAAAAAAGGGAUUGAUCAACUUCAACACCUUUCCACCACCAUUGAAGGGAGGAAAAUCAUCAAUGACAAGCUUGUGUAAGUCUUGGUUUCAGAGCAAAGAAAUUUGGACGCCUACAUGUAGAUAUGUAGUAUCAUCAGAAUUUUCUUUUUCAUCUUGAAUUUCAAAAUGAUAUAUUGGAAAUUUUAUUGAAAUUUUCAAAAUGUGUGUGACAUGUUAUACGGUGAAAAAAAUUUUGGUGGGAUUUUACAAUAGCUUUUAUUAACAAAGUCAUCAGAGAACCAUCUAAAACUCACUUGUGAGAUAAGAAGACAUAUAAUGUUGUUCAUCGUAUAAUAUGUCACCCUUCAUUUCAAAAGUUUGAAUAACUUUUUUAUAGUAUAACAUGUCACAUCCCUAUCUCUUCAUUUUCCAAAAAAUUUUUCAUUGUAUAACAUGUCGCCUUUCAUUUUGAAAGUUUUUAUGUUUUUGAACUCUCCGCGGGACUCUUCGGAAAAGCGGGAGUCUUCGACUGCAACGUCGACAUACCAGUGUCAUUCCUAACGACGAUUUUUCAGUCCGUGUAGUCCAGCUGACAGAUUCGAUGUCGAAACGGUUGACCCGUUCGACGAAAUGGAAUUCUUCAGCGAUCUAGUUGGCCGUUUUAUGGGAAGAAUUCAAUACAGUACACAUGUAAGCUCACAAUUUUUAAUCGAAUUUUUUCCUACAUACAUAAAGUAAUAGUACAGCCCCAAAAAUAAAAAAAAUCAAUUCCAGGGUCCCCAUGGAACAAUCUACCAGAUUUGCAAAAUCUGGAAUGACAACACCACCGACGCGUUCUAUAAAUUCAGAGAGAGCGGUAGGCAUUGCUAUUCGACUGAUUUCGAUGCGAACAUCCGACAACUGUCGGAUAUAUCGGCGGACGCCAACGACGCAACCUAUCGCCUCUGGUUCUGGCAGACCUGCAAUGAAUUCGGAUACUAUCAGUCGACGGAUAUCGGCUAUAACACAUUCGGCAGUGGAGUGCCAGUAAAGUAUGUCGAAAUUAUCGUAUCUUUGAAAGUUUUUGGGUGCAAAUCAAAGACAUUUUUUGUGAAAGAAAAUAUCCCGACUCUGUCUGAAAAGCACUAGUUAAAAUUUUCAGAGCUUGAUAAUUAACCUAGGUAUAAAGCGCAUGCUAAAUUUGACGUAAAUCUGAGCAUCCUACCUCGAGCAUUUCUUUUUUGAAGAAAGUCAGUCAUUUCCUUCUUUAUCCCUUGCCCGUUUCCAGCUACUACAUCGAGUGGUGUCGUCGCGCCUAUGACCCGUCAUUUACCCGCGACAAAAUUGAAGCCAAUAUCAAGAAGACUCAAGAGUUUUACGGCGGCGCCCGAGGCUACAAAGCCACCAGACAUAUUCAUGUUCAAGGCUCCGUUGAUCCGUGGCACGCACUUGGGUUCUACAUGAAAGACGGAGAGGAUCACGGACGAGAUGUGUCGGUUCACUUGGUUGAAGGCACCUCCCACUGCUACGAUAUGUAUCCGCCUUCAGAAUUCGACCCUAAGGGCCUAACGGAGGCGCGAACAGCAAUUUUGAAUAAGAUUAGGGAAUGGGUCGCGUAUGGAGGUAGUGAUGAGAAAAAGGAUGAUAUUCACGAUUUUUAA
Molecule: messenger RNA, 7937 nt
Organism: Bursaphelenchus xylophilus (pine wood nematode)
Lineage: Eukaryota; Metazoa; Nematoda; Chromadorea; Rhabditida; Aphelenchoididae
Source: the annotation of a GenBank genome assembly